This is a messenger RNA of Durusdinium trenchii, 948 nucleotides long. The record is from the annotation of a GenBank genome assembly. Lineage: Eukaryota; Dinophyceae; Suessiales; Symbiodiniaceae.
AUGCAGUUCCACCAGCUUCAGAUUCCCACACCUUGUACAAAGCGAUCCAUGGAUGAGGAGCAGCUGUGCCUUCGACUCCACAAGCGGCUACGAAUUGGAAGUCCUUCGGCUCACACUCGUGGCUACUCGCAGGCGAACAGUUUCCUACAGCAGCUUCACACAGAGCAAAUGUCAAGACGGCAGCACUUGCGACGGCCUUCCAAUGAUGCAAGUAUGAGCAACCAGGCGUUUACUGCAAGUGGACAUGCUGCUGUCUCAGACUUCGGGGCAAUGACUCAUUUUGUGCUUGGGGACGUGGUGCAGUGCUCACAUGGAGCAAUGGGUCGAUGUUUGCAAUGCACCGGUCGCCUCGUGCAAAACGUUCCAUUGCAAUUAUACAGUGAUUGGUGCGGAGCUUUCAGCUCACCUGCUUCAUCUUCAACGACACCCCAGCGACUUCAGGGGGGGAACUCUGUCAGGGAACUGACUUUUCCUUCAAUGGCCGCACUGAUUGCCUGCUUGAGCCCAGAGCCGGGUGAGAGGAGAAGCCAGAAUCGGACUUUUGAGUAUGGCGAAUCAGAAGACCAACACAGAAGGCUCUUGCAUCUCGCCAGUGGGUUGGCACGUGUUGUUGGUGCUUGGGUGCUUCUAGUUCCACGAGGUGUGGCGUGUGGUGUGGAGAGCAACACCAAUCUACAUGAGGCCGCCAAUGCAGCCUUGGAACGAAUGGACUUGGAGGUCCAGCAGCGAAUUCUGCUUCAUCAUGGUUGCCUUUUGGAGAUGCAGUCUGACUGGCAUCAGGCCGGUGUCAUUCUGGUGAGCGGUGAAGCAUUGGAUGAUGUACGGGUUGAGAAAGUGGCAAAAGGCCUAGAGAGGUGCGUGGAAAUACUCAGUAACAAGAAGCUACUAGGGGCUCCUGGCCUUACUACUAGGAGCAAGGACGCUACUAGGGGCUCCUGGCCUUACUAG